Messenger RNA from Striga hermonthica, 366 nucleotides. Lineage: Eukaryota; Viridiplantae; Streptophyta; Magnoliopsida; Lamiales; Orobanchaceae. The record is from the annotation of a GenBank genome assembly.
AUGGCUGACAUGACCAAGGUCAACAAGCUGCGCCCGUUGGACGCUGGCCUUAAUAUAACAGUUAAGGUUGUCAAUGCAAAGACGGUAGCACAAAGAGGCCGAAACCAAGCACGGUUUUCUGAAUGCUUAGUUGGGGACGAGACGGGAAUUAUCAUUUUUCCCGCCAGAAAUGAUCAAGUGGAUCUGGCUAAAGAGGGAAACACCCUUGUCCUCUCGAAUGCAAAAAUCGAGAUGUUCAAGGGAUCAAUGAGGCUGGCCGUUGAUCGUUUCGGCCGGGUUGAAGCGGGUGAACCUGCCAGUUUCUCUGUGGACGAGAGUAACAAUUUGUCGUUGAUAGAAUUUGAGCGUAUUGAUGUUGUUGUUUGA